Pseudopodoces humilis (Tibetan ground-tit) is the source of this 629-nucleotide messenger RNA. NCBI's taxonomy places the organism in Eukaryota, Metazoa, Chordata, Aves, Passeriformes, Paridae. The record is from RefSeq and is a predicted model, not a curated record.
UGGUCGUGAUGGCGGGCGGCGUGUCCGGGAGAACGGACCCGUUCCCCGGGCCGGCGCCGGUGCCGCGGCCCAGAGUGAAGCGGUUCCUGCGGGGCCCGGAGGAGAAAGCGCCCCGUGCCGUCGCCCCCCGGCUCCGCUGGCACCUGAAAAAUUUGGAAAAUCGGGAAAAUUCGGCGGCGGAAAAAGCGGCGAGAUGGGAACCCCUCCUGCCCGAGGAGCCAGGGUUUUUGGAGCCGGAUCCGGGCGAGGAUCCCGCCCGGAUCUCGCAGCGGGAAAUCGCCGAAUCCGUGGAUAUCGCCAGCGCCAGCAAGCACUUUGAGCUGCGCCUGGAGCAGUUUGGGCCCUACAGGCUGGACUACGCCCGAACCGGCAGGCAGCUGUUACUGGGAGGCCUCCGGGGUCACGUGGCUGCCCUGGACUGGGCCCAGCGGCGCCUCCUGAGCGAGUUCAGCGUCGGGGAGAGCCUGAGAGACCUGCGCUGGCUGCACUCCGAGUCUCUCCUGGCCGUCGCCCAGCGCCGCUGGCUCCACGUCUACGACAACCAAGGCUUGGAAAUCCACGUGCUCCGCAAUUUCCAGGGAAUUCUGCGCCUGGAAUUCCUUCCCUACCACUUCCUGCUCGCCGCCGUG